AUGCACUCUCGGUCGAAAAUAUUCCAAAUUCGCGCAGACACGGUACAGAGGGUCAGAGAGAAUGUGGACCUGCACCGGCCGGGGGACAUUGAGAACGCGGUUCGCAUCCUGCAGGAUUGGAUAGAGAAGCAGAGUCAUUUCAGAAGAAAGGAUUUUCCUCCAGAAUACCUGGAGUGUACGCUGGUGGACUGCAAGGGUUCGGUGGAGCGGACGAAGGCGGUGCUGGACCGAGUGGCCACCGUCAGGUCGCUCAUGCCCGACGCCUUCGCACCCUACAGCGUCAGAGAAGAGUUCACCACCAUACGCGACCAUGUCCACCUGCUGGUCCUGCCGCAGCUGACGGAGGAGCAUGAGAGGAUCGGCAUCGUCAAGGUCAAGAAAAUGAAGCCUAAAAUCAUGAGGACCAUGUACAAGUUCUCUUUUACGCUGCUGGACUGGGGCCGGCUGCGCGGGUACUGGAGCAGCACGGUGUUUGUGUUCGACGUGUCGGAGGGCGAGCUGGGGGAACUCAUGGCCAGCGUCAACGUCCUCGACCUUAGGAACACGUAUUGUGUGGUUAUUGAAUCAUUCGCCAUCAGAAUCAAGAGGAUGCAUCUGGUGACCUCUUCGCGGCUGGUAGAGACGUUCCUGACGCUGGUUAGGUCCUUCAUGCGGAAGAAGAUCGCGGACAAGAUCGUCAUCAACCGGAGCAUAGAAGAGCUCCACCAUUACUACCCUAAAGACAUCCUGCCGAAGGACUACGGUGGUUAUGAUAAGUCACUGGACGAAAUUCAAGAGGAUGUUCUGGACGAGUUGUCGUCGAAGGAAGCUGUGGAAUUCAUGGAGCAGAUGUACGAGAGGCGAACUGAUGAGGUCCUGCGCCCAGCAGGGGAUUUCAGCGAGAUGUACGCUGGCAUGGCGGGGACCUUCAGAGCACUGAGUGUGGACUGA
Aricia agestis (brown argus) is the source of this 930-nucleotide messenger RNA. RefSeq lists its product as uncharacterized. The coding region runs from base 1 to 930 and encodes 309 amino acids. The transcript is spliced from 6 exons. Gene Ontology annotation, molecular function: phosphatidylinositol bisphosphate binding. The record is from RefSeq and is a predicted model, not a curated record. Lineage: Eukaryota; Metazoa; Arthropoda; Insecta; Lepidoptera; Lycaenidae. Gene Ontology annotation, cellular component: membrane.